Molecule: messenger RNA, 1647 nt
Organism: Wasmannia auropunctata (little fire ant)
Lineage: Eukaryota; Metazoa; Arthropoda; Insecta; Hymenoptera; Formicidae
Gene: Nemp
Product: transmembrane protein 194A
Exons: 8
Coding region: 92-1303 (403 amino acids)
Cellular component (GO): nuclear envelope
Source: RefSeq, a predicted model, not a curated record
AACCUGCCUAACCUGCCGGUGUGCCGGCGGCAUGCGACGAACGUGACAGUGAAUGUGAGCUGGAAGAGACUUUUCGUUGAGAACCGGGAGAAUGGAUAACGCAGCCGGGCUGGCGAAAUGGAUUCUCCUGUGCCUCUGUCUGUCCCGAUGCGCUCACGCGCGUCGCAUUCUCGAGGAGCCAAGAAUACACUUUCUGAAUGCAGGUGAUAGUGUACAAAAUAAUAAUCCUGGUCUAAAAACAUACUGUCACAAUGCUACCUCAAAGUACUUAACACAUAUGUGGAGAACCAUGACUAUGCAUCUGAAUAUCAACUCAGAUUCCUACGUUUUGUACGACGGUCAAACGCCUCAUGAAAUACAUAAAAAGUAUGAUGAAAAUGACAAAUCGUGGAGUCUUAAUCUAUUCGAUAUAGGAAAACAUAGGCAAUUUAAAGUUAAUCCCUUUGAAAAUACGUGUAUAGGUAUUUACAUAGAUUCUGCCAGUGAAUCUGGUUAUAUAAUGACUUUGAUAGAAACACGUAUCAAUGUUUGGGGACUGACAAUGAUGGUAAUGGGUAUUAUAGUUUUCUGGUGUGCCAAGAUAUUGAGUCGGAACUCACUAUUUUAUUAUGUGUGUGGCAUAACAUUUGGAGUCACUUUGUCUGUUAUAAUUUUAAUAUAUUUAGCUGGAAGAUUGAUACCACGGGGAAAAGCUAUGUACUUAAUAUUUGCCGCAUCGAUGAGUCUUUAUAUUGCUAAAACAUUGUUGGAAAACAUGCAGUUAAUUAUAAUGCAGUAUAGAGAGUGGGUGAUGUGGUACGUUCUUGUUACAUCUCUGAUUAGUUUUGUAAUUUGCUACCGUUUCGGUCCAGUUACCAAUCCGAGAACGAAACAACUAAUACAAUGGUUUUUGCAGGUUGUUGGAUUGGCAUUAGUUUAUAACAGCAGUCACUUCCAUGAAGCAUCGCUUUCAUGUUGCGUUGUACUUAUAUUUCUUUAUAACUUUCCGAAAGCAAUGUUCGAGCGAACGAAGAGGUACUGGCAACGCGUGUUUCCGGAAAAGCAGAAAUUAUUAACUGAAAAUCAAUAUCAUCAAGAAGGAAUACGGCAAACUAGGAAAGCUUUAAAAGAAUUACAAAAUCAUUGCUCCAGUCCGGAAUGCAAUCCUUGGAAGACAGUUUUAAGACUGAAAGAUCCGAUAAGAUUCGCGAAGUUUAUGGAAGGAGAAUCACAUUUGCUGGAAGAAGAAGUCGACGAACACGACGAAGAAGUUUCGAGAAUUCUAGACAAAGAGGAUUAUACGGAUGAUGACGAUUCUUUCUGAGUACAAGUGCUUAAAUAAGAAUUCUGCAGAAAUUUAUAUUUACUUCUCAAUGACAAUUUAAGCCUUAAUAAUAUACAGAACUUUUGUUUGCGUGUGAGUUAAUAAACAUUUUUCACCUAAAGAGACUGUGAAGUAGGUAUUAAAAAUAAUAUAAUUUUGUUUGUGUCCAUAUCUUUGCUCAAACAUGUUGAUAUGUGAUAGAUUCCUCAGAAACGUAUGUACAAUUACAUGUUUAUAUGAAACAAUUUUUUUAUGAGGAUGACAUGUCAUAUACAUUUAACCAUGUUUUUCCGAUUAUACAAAAGAAUUAAUGCAUAAAAAUAAAUAUAAUUUUUACAAUUCAA